AUGUCGAGUUUCCACGGCCAUCCUCUCGGAAUCGUUACGCUGAUAGCUCACAUCGUCCAGUGUGCAAGCGCUAUCGUUGUCCUAGGCAUCACGGCCUGGGCUGUUCGCGGUACCAAGACGCUCACAGUCAUUUUUGCUCUUGUUAUAGCUGUCUUAACCCCCGUCGCAUUCGCCCUAUCUACCGGGGCUAGCUGCAUAACCCGAAGCCGAAAAUGGCAUAUACUGCCCAUGUACUUGACUGAUACCGUGCUUUCUUAUUUGUGGCUCACAGCCUUCAUCUUCCUCGCCCAGAACUUCAAUCAAGUCAGCUGCAGUAUCUCACGGUGGAACGGCCAGACUGUUUGCAGCCGGAAAUACGCCGCAGAAGCGUUCAGUUUCAUUGCUUUCUUCAUGACGCUUUGCGCUCUACUGUUCCAAUUCUUCUACUCUUAUAUCUAUAACCCUGAUACUCCGCAACCCAGGGAAGACCAGAGGGCGAAAGAGACUCUGCACGGAAAUCUGGAAACAGCCGGUGUUUUGUAA
Messenger RNA from Penicillium brasilianum, 522 nucleotides. The record is from the annotation of a GenBank genome assembly. NCBI's taxonomy places the organism in Eukaryota, Fungi, Ascomycota, Eurotiomycetes, Eurotiales, Aspergillaceae.